Messenger RNA from Euleptes europaea (tarantolino), 1266 nucleotides. RefSeq names its product zinc finger protein 420-like. The annotation marks the transcript as partial. The transcript is spliced from 5 exons. NCBI's taxonomy places the organism in Eukaryota, Metazoa, Chordata, Lepidosauria, Squamata, Sphaerodactylidae. The record is from RefSeq and is a predicted model, not a curated record. Gene Ontology annotation, biological process: negative regulation of transcription by RNA polymerase II; regulation of cytokine production; regulation of immune system process.
AUGCAGCAAGCUCAGGGCGGGGUAUCCUUUGAGGAGGUGGCUGUGUAUUUCACCCAGGGGGAGUGGGCCUUGCUGCACCCAGCCCAAAGAGUUCUGUACAAGGAAGUCAUGCUGGAGAAUUUUGGGAACGUGGCGUCUCUGGGAACCAAGAUGGUCAAACCUGGCCUCAUAUCCCAGCUGGAAGAGGAGGAAAAGCUGUUUCUCCUGAGCUCUGAUGAAGAGGAGGGACUGGCAGGGGAGAAACUAUAUAAAUGUCUGGAUUGUGGAAAAAGCUUUUUCCAGAGUGGAAACCUUACUGUCCAUCAAAGAAUUCACACAGGGGAGAAACCAUAUAAAUGCUUGGAUUGUGGAAAAAGCUUUUUCCAGAGUGGAAACCUUACUGUCCAUCAAAGAAUUCACACAGGGGAGAAACCAUAUAAAUGCCUGGAGUGUGGGAAAAGCUUCAGUUGGAAUGACAGUCUUACUUCCCAUCGAAGAAUUCACACAGGAGAGAAACCAUAUCAAUGCCUAGAGUGUGGGAAAAGCUUCAUUGAUAAUCAAAACCUUACUCGUCAUCAAAGAAUUCAUACAGGGGAGAAACCAUAUAAAUGCCUGGAGUGUGGGAAAAGCUUCACAUGUGGGAAGAGCUUCUGUGAUAGUGGAAACCUCACUGUCCAUCAAAGAAUUCACACAGGGGAGAAACCAUAUAAAUGCCUGGAGUGUGGGAAAAGUUACAGUCAGCAACACAACCUUACUGUCCAUCGAAGAAUUCACACAGGGGAGAAACCAUAUAAAUGCUUGGAUUGUGGGAAAAGCUUUUUCCAGAGUGGAAACCUUACUGUCCAUCGAAGAAUUCACACAGGGGAGAAACCAUAUAAAUGCCCAGAGUGUGGGAAGAGCUUUAGUGACCGUGGAAGUCUUACUGUCCAUCAAAGGAUUCACACAGGGGAGAAACCAUAUAAAUGCCUGGAUUGUGGGAAAAGCUUCAGUGAAAAUGGGAGUCUCACUGUCCAUCAAAGAAUUCACACAGGGGAGAAACCAUAUAAAUGCCUGGAGUGUGGGAAAAGCUUCAGUGAUAAUCAAAAACUUACUCGUCAUCAAAGAAUUCAUACAGGGGAGAAACCAUAUAAAUGCCUGGAGUGUGAGAAAAGCUUCAGUUGUAAUGGUAACCUUACUACCCAUCAAAGAAUUCACACAGGGGAAAAACCAUAUAAAUGUCUAGCAUGUGGGAAGAGCUUCUGUGUUAGUGGAAACCUCACUGUCCAUCAAAGAAUUCACACAGGGGAG